Molecule: messenger RNA, 1502 nt
Organism: Phlebotomus argentipes
Lineage: Eukaryota; Metazoa; Arthropoda; Insecta; Diptera; Psychodidae
Product: diuretic hormone receptor-like
Exons: 5
Coding region: 211-1446 (411 amino acids)
Biological process (GO): adenylate cyclase-modulating G protein-coupled receptor signaling pathway; cell surface receptor signaling pathway
Cellular component (GO): plasma membrane
Molecular function (GO): peptide hormone binding; G protein-coupled peptide receptor activity; diuretic hormone receptor activity
Source: RefSeq, a predicted model, not a curated record
UGUCACGGAUUCCAGUCUGUGAUCUCUAGUUGUCCGACAGAGUGACUUUUACUGUGUCUCCUCGCGAUCUUUGAGACUCUCUUUCUCUUCCGGGUUUCUCAGCGCGUCCAAAUCUUCUUCUUUUGUGGAUUUACCAGUGCAAUGUGCAAGAAGAAAGCAGUGAAGCAGUGAUCUUGCGUGCAGUGGAGAGAGAGAGAGAGAGAGGGAGAGAUGAAUCUCAGAAAUCUAUUCAGUGAAUAUGACUCGGCGAAUAUCACAGAUGAGCACUUGCGAUCCGUGAAUGACUCGCUGGAGCUCAAGUGUCUCCUUCAGGCGGCCACUGAGACGUCGUCGGAGGAGAUUGAGGGAUGUCCCAUCUUCUUCGACUCCGUCCUCUGCUGGCCACGCACUCCCGUGGCCACUUGGGCGGUGCAGCCGUGCUUUUCCGAGUUCAAAGGCGUCAAAUAUGACACGACACAAAAUGCAACAAGGUAUUGCCAUUUGAAUGGCCAGUGGGACAAUUACACCAACUACGAAGAGUGCUCUCAUAUCUCACGUGAUUUCCUCGCUGUGUCUGAAUUUGAGCCUCACGUGGAUCUGCCCACCUACAUCUACUGCAUCGGCUACAUUCUCAGCCUCCUCACACUCCUGCUGGCCACCGGCAUCUUCUUCCACUUCAAGGAGCUUCGCUGCCUCCGCAACACCAUCCACGGGAAUCUCUUCAUCACCUACAUCCUCUCCGUGCUUGUGUGGCUCACGGCGCUCAGUCUGCAGCUCACGCACGCCUCCACAAACACCGCAUGCACACUCAUUGUGACACUCUUGAACUACUUCACGCUCACCAACUUCUUCUGGAUGAUGGUGGAGGGACUGUACCUUUACACCCUCGUCGUGAAGACAUUCUCGCGCAGCAAGCCGCACGUGGGCCUCUACAUGACCAUCGGAUGGGGCGUGCCGUUCGUCUUUGUCGCACUGUGGGCCAUCAUAAAAGCCACCUCGACGCCUCUCAAGCCCCACAAGAUGACUGGGCUCGAUAUUGAGUGCUCGUGGAUGAGUGAGUCACUCGUGGAUUGGGUCUGCAAGCUUCCCGCGUGCACGGCUCUGCUGGCCAACCUCAUCUUCCUCGUGCGCGUGAUGUGGGUGCUAAUCACGAAGCUGCGAGUGGCGGAGAAUAGCGAGACGAAGCAGUACAGGAAGGCCUCGAAGGCCCUUCUCGUCCUCAUGCCGCUGCUCGGCAUCACGUACUUAAUCGUGCUGUCAGGCCCCUCAGAGGGCGUCGGGAGUUACAUCUUCGCCGUGGUGCGCGCCAUUCUCCUCAGCAGUCAGGGCUUCUCCGUCUCCCUCUUCUACUGCUUCCUCAACUCCGAAGUGCAGAACGCCAUGCGACACAGAUUCAAUAAGUGGCGAGACAAGAGGAAUAUUCGGGGCACAAUUGCCCAUAGAUUCCAAAGUGCCCAACUGUGCUAAAACACACUCAUCACUCUCUAAUCAUCAGAAUCACCAAACGAAAGGUUAAAUAAACA